Molecule: messenger RNA, 2045 nt
Organism: Cynara cardunculus var. scolymus (artichoke)
Lineage: Eukaryota; Viridiplantae; Streptophyta; Magnoliopsida; Asterales; Asteraceae
Product: protein DEFECTIVE IN MERISTEM SILENCING 3-like
Exons: 9
Coding region: 428-1699 (423 amino acids)
Source: RefSeq, a predicted model, not a curated record
UGAUUGUUUCUGGAGCAGUAUAAAUCUUGAUCAAGUUUAAUCAAAAACUGUCUUCCACUCUUCGUUCAAUUUGAUGUUCGUACUGGAAAGUCUGAAAGCUUCGGCAAAUCCCAUUACCGCCGACGUCUUGGUCGGGCUACAUCACACUCCGGCACAGAGCAGUCGGAAGUAAGUUGGGGUUGUAUUCUAACUUGCCGUUCAAGCCUACACACAUUGCAUAGUGUUCUUGUGCGUGUGAAUUAACCUGAUCGGAACUCCCAUUUGCUUCAAACACCAUGUAUUCGUCUAAUCAACAGAGCCUAUAGCUGCAUAUAAACAGAGUGGAAAGCAUCAAGUUUGUCAACAACAACCAACAGCAGCCAAUGUUCGUCAACAGCAUCAGCAGCCCCAUUUAAAUUAGCAUCAGCAGCAAGUUGUUGAAGUCGAAAUGAUGCCAAUACGCCCAAACGUGUUAAGUGUACAAGUCCCAUCAACAAUGAACUAUGUUGGUCUGAAUGACUCAUCUAAUGUUGCAAGGGAUGGAGUGGAGAAUGGCACAUUCUCUCAGGCAGAAUCACUUGUUAACCCAUCUAAGAAACUUGAGAACGAUAUGCUGUUGCUGGGAAAGAAGAUAAAACAUCAUGAAGAAAAUAUCAAAUAUUUGAGGAAUCAUAAAAACAGUUUUGACGAUGCAAUUACUGAUAUGCAAGUUACUCUGGGGAAGUAUCAUUCCUCAACAGGACCUAAGAUCGAAGAUGAGGAUCUUUCCCACAUGCAGAGUGAAGAGGCAACAGUUGGAAAUAUUAUGAAACAUGAGAACUCAGCUGCUGCCAUUUGGUGCCAGCUGAAACGUCAUCGCAAUCAGGCUGGUCAUAUGAAGGACGUCCUUGGUGUUGUAGCUACUCUUGGAAAAGUUAAUGAUGAUCAUCUUAGUGGGCUUCUAUCGGAGUACCUUGGGCUGGAUAAUAUGUUGGCGCUAGUUUGCAUGACAUAUGACGGUCUUAAAUCUUUGGAAUCUUAUGACAAAGAAGGCUCUAUAAAUAAAAAUUCUGGUCUUCAUGGCCUUGGAGCUUCAAUGGGACAGACUUUGGACGGACGAUUUAAUGUGAUCUGUCUUGAACAUGUUAGACCAUAUGUUGGCGAGUUUAUGCCUAAUGACCCGCAAAGGAGGCUUGCUCUUAGGAAACCAGCAUUACCAAAUGGUGAAUCUCCAGCAGGAUUUAUUGGGUUUGCUGUGAAUAUGAUCCAGAUUGAUAGUGCACAUUUAUACUAUCUAACAGCCGAUGGCAAUGGCCUAAGAGAGACUCUUUUUUAUACUCUCUUCUCGCGACUGCAAGUUUACAAAACCAGGACAGACAUGCUACAGUCCCUACCUUGCAUAUUUAAUGGAGCCAUCUCAUUGGAUGGAGGGAUGAUAAGGAGUAACGGUGUAUAUUACCUUCAUACUCGGACAAAAGAGAUGGAUGUUAAAUUUGCAAUAAGCUCUGGGGUUUCUUAUCUACCUGAGAACUACAUGGAAGUUGAAAAGCAGAUGAAGGAGUUGAAAUGGAAAAGGGAAAAACUGAUGGAAGAUAUUCAGAGGGAAGAAGCAAUGUUAGCCCAUGUGAAGUACAAUUUCGAAGUUAAAAAGCAAGAGUUCCUUGGUUUCAUGGCACAAAGCUCACCAUAUACAAUGCCGUACCCGAUGCCAGCAACUCAAGCAAGAUUGACUCCUCGAUAGAACUCUUUUUGACAAUGGCACCAUCAGCACCAGCCACACAAGAAAAUAUCAUCUUUCUGAAGAUUAAGAGGUGUGUUGACUUUCAGGUUCAAUAGGAAUUGUUCAUUUGAAUCAGAUUAUGGUGAAACUAAUGCGUUAUCGCCUGCUAAAGGCAGGUAUUUUUGAAACAAUGGUGUGGGGCAUCAAUUAUCUUCAUAUUGCCCAAAGAAAAAUGUUGCCUUUUGGAGCAUGUCUUAGUUUUAACAGUACCUGUGGAAUGCUAUAUUUGUCGAUUAAGAACCUUUAGGACCUUGUUGCCAAAGUUCGUUCUAUUGUUGGUAUUCUAGUGCUCAUAAGAUGCGUUAAU